This is a messenger RNA of Talaromyces proteolyticus, 933 nucleotides long. RefSeq lists its product as uncharacterized. The record is from RefSeq and is a predicted model, not a curated record. The transcript has 3 exons. Bases 1 to 933 code for a protein of 310 amino acids. NCBI's taxonomy places the organism in Eukaryota, Fungi, Ascomycota, Eurotiomycetes, Eurotiales, Trichocomaceae. Gene Ontology annotation, molecular function: hydrolase activity.
AUGGAUGUCGUACAGAAGUUGUUCCCAAACGGGGGCUGGGAUGUGCAUUACCAUAUCUUUGAACCUGACCGUUUUCCAUACUCUUCUAAUAGACACCUUACCCCGCCACCCGCCACAAUUGAUCAAUUUCUUGAACAUAUAAGGAAGUUAGGCAUCACAAAUUCCGUUCUCACGCAUGGACUAUCAUAUGGCUCCGACUGCUCAUCUCUUCGUACAUUUGUUGCUGAGCUUGGUCCUAGUAAGACUAAAGCUAUCGGCGUCAUAGACCCGCAGACUGUAACUGCCGAAGAGCUCGCAAGUAUGCACCAUGAUGGUAUUCGUGGGAUCAGAGUAAAUGUAUAUCAGUACCAAGCAAUGCACGACGUAAAAAGACAAAUGUCUGCUUUACGCGAUCACAGUCGAGUUCUCCAUGAACAUUGUCCCGGCUGGAGCAUGGCCUUCACUCACACGCAUCCCGAGUUUUGGGUGCAACUUAAGCCCUUUAUGGAACAAGAGAUUAUCCCCACUGGCAUCAAAGUGGUUACCGACCAUUUCGCCUUACUCAAGGGUGCCAGUAUGCUGCAAGCUGAGAAAGGCGUCUCUGAUGCUACUCAACAGUCUGGCUUUAAGGAAAUCAUCGAACUCGUGCGUAAUGGUCACAUCUUCGUCAAGAUCAGUGCUCCAUAUCGCGUUAGCAAUCAGGCUCCAAACUACGAAGAUCUCAAACCAUUGGUACGAGCGCUUCUCGAUGCAAAUCCUCGACAGAUUCUUUGGGGUAGUGACUGGCCUCAUGGUCCUCCAAUGACAGUUCGUUCCCGUGAAGAGGCUAUGACCGAGAUUCCAUUUCUCGAGAUCGAUGACCUAGCCUGGUUAAAAAGCCUGCGUUCUUGGUUGUCCGCGGAAGAGUGGAAUGCUGUGAUGGUGACGAAUCCAAGAGCCCUCUAUGACUGGUGA